Messenger RNA from Folsomia candida, 11220 nucleotides. RefSeq names its product laminin subunit alpha-1 (gene wb). Bases 1240 to 11067 code for a protein of 3275 amino acids. The record is from RefSeq and is a predicted model, not a curated record. Gene Ontology annotation, biological process: regulation of DNA-templated transcription. NCBI's taxonomy places the organism in Eukaryota, Metazoa, Arthropoda, Collembola, Entomobryomorpha, Isotomidae. The transcript has 63 exons. Gene Ontology annotation, molecular function: copper ion binding; DNA-binding transcription factor activity; DNA binding.
CCUUUCACAUCUCUCGUCCCAUGCCCGUCUUCUGUAAAUUGGUUUACAAACUUUGUCAGCACUGACAUAAACCAAAGAAGCAGGUUAUUUUCAUCUCUUUCUGUAUCUGUGAGAGUGCAGGUGGAAGCAAGUAGAACCGAAUUGUUGCACAUAAAUAAUUUGCUGGAACUUCAUUAAAAAAGAGGUGCGUUGGAAGUGUACUACGUUGACUUUGUCACUCGUGUAGUGCUCAGAUAUUGAGGUCCGUCUGCGUGUCUAUGCAAUUGUGUUGGUUGUUCCCAGUUUAUGAUUGCAACGAAGUGUCAGUCAUUGGUGAAAGAUUACAUAAAUGAGAAGCGAUACAAGAGGAGCUGCAUCGCAUCCUCAGUCAGACAAUUGUGCUUUUUGUGCAGUUAUAAUAAUACCACUGUUUUGUGUCUAUUCAUCCAUUCUAUUUCUGUGAUUGUGGUUGGGAAUCAAAACGAGCCGACAUGACAAAGUAGUGUUCAUUAGUUUUAUUUACACGUUUCAUUUGAGAUGCAAGAUGUACAGGACAAAUGCACGGUUGAUGACGGCACUGAUCUUUUACGAGAUGGCAAUAACUCGCUAAUUUAAUAUCGUCGUACAAGAAUUGUUGCAGAAGAACUUUUUGGAAAUAAAUUGUUUCAAGAAUUGUGAGUGCUGUCCAGCAUUUCAUUUAAAUCAAUUAAAUCAAUUCCCGUGAAUGCAUAAUAACGAUAACAAUUUAGACGAUGAUAUUAUUCGAUAUGCAACCAACUCAUUGAACGUGGUUGUUUGACUUGACACGAUCUCACAGGGGAUGAACCACAACCACGAAGUAUAUGUACUUUUUACUGCAUAAUAAAUACUGAAAAAACGAAAAGUUUUCUCCUCGUUGACUUCUGAUCGGCUCAUUCAUCAUGUAACGCUACCCUCGUGGGUCUCAUGUUGGAUUGGAUCGUUGCACCUUCAAAACAGGAUCAUGUUCUGGGUUUGGAAACUCCAGCUGCUUCGCCAUCGUUGAUGACACGAAUUGGAGGAGUGCAGUUCACGAAAUUUACAUAUUUUAAAACAGUGGUCGAACCUUAACACGACGGCGAGGACUUUUAAUAGCGUGCAAGUGUUCGAGUCGGAGUGAUUAUUCGUUCAGAUGUAUCGCCAUCAGAAGCAUUGUGCGAAUCUAGAACGUCAUAUUGUGCAGGUUAUCAGCAUCGAUACGGACGACGAGGAGAAAUAUCUCUGACAACCGAACUUCUCAAGAUGACCACUCACAGGAGGACUCUUGUGCUCACACUUUUUCUCUCAGCAGCCACUUGGCCAUGUGUUCAAUCAAGCUACUACGAAGAGACGUCUUCGGAAGAACAAUUCGCUAACAGGAACAGAAUAAAUGGAAACUUUUCAGGAAAUGGGAUUACGCCUCCAGUAUUAAAUUUAGCCACGAGGGCAAAUAUUUUCUCAAAUGCAACUUGUGGAGAACGAGAGCCGGAGACUUAUUGCAAAUUGGUGGAGCACGUUUACUUGGCAAGGGCAAGAACGUCACAGCAGUGCAGCGUUUGUGAUGACCAAGCGGGAAACGGGAAGCGUCACCCGAUUAAAUUUGCUAUCGACGGGAGCAAUCGUUGGUGGCAGAGCCCCAGUCUCCAAAACGGACGGCAAUACGAAUGGGUGACAAUUACCAUCGACUUGAAACAGGUGCACCAAGUUGCUUACAUCAUUAUCAAAGCUGCUAUUAGUUCUCGUCCAGGAAAUUGGAUUUUGGAGCGAUCUCUUGAUGGAAUUGUCUAUAUGCCAUGGCAGUAUUAUGCAAUCAGUGAUGAAGAAUGUUGGACACGAUAUAAAAUUCGUGCCAAACCAGGAAAGCCACAAUAUGACCAUGACGAAGAAAUAAUUUGCACCUCGUACUACUCAUCCCUGUAUCCGCUGGAGGGGGGCGAGAUUCACACAUCUCUGGUCAAUGGACGACCAGGGGCAGAUGGUCCAUCGGAAAGACUGACAAAAUUCACUAUGGCUCGGUUCGUGAGACUUCGUCUGCAGAAGAUCCGGACUCUCCACGGGGAUUUGAUGAACGUGGGUGGGUCGGAGAGAAAUGGCCUGGAUAAAUCUGUCAUGCAUUCGACCAUUUUGCGGAGAUAUUUCUAUUCAAUUAAGGACAUUUCGAUUGGAGGUCAUUGCGUGUGCUUUGGGCACGCGAACGAAUGUGUGUUCGACAAACACGUUCAGAGUGAGAUUUGUAAUUGUCAACAUAACACUUGCGGCCCGCAGUGUGACGUUUGUUGUCCCCUUUUCAACAACAAACCCUGGGGGGCGGGGAAUUCUACGGCAAGGGCGACAUGCGAGGCUUGUGAGUGUCAUGGCCAAGCGGACGCUUGUAUUUUUGACCCGCUCAUAGCGUCCCAGAAGUUGUCCAUCAAUGCUGACGGGGCGAUGGAUGGCGGUGGCGUCUGCCUUGACUGCAAAGCUCACACGACGGGGAUCAACUGUGAGAGGUGUGAAGAGGGGUUCUUUCGACCUCGAGGGGUGAUGAGGAACGAUGCUCGACCUUGUGUCAAAUGUCAGUGCGACGCGAGAGGCAGUGACGGGAGUUGCGUCGCCGAUGACACUGCAGCCCUCCUCAUGGGAAAGGAGCCUGGGGACUGCAUUUGCAAAGCGGGGUUCACUGGGAAAUUUUGCGACCAGUGUGAGAUGGGGUACCGAGGUUUUCCCAACUGCAACUCGUGCCCUUGUCAUUUUCCAGGCAUCGUUAAUAUGGAGUGCGAAGGUGACUGCGUUUGUAAGGAAAAUGUCCAGGGACAAUUGUGCACUGAAUGCAAAAAGGGGUUCUACAACUUGAUCAAAGGAAACCCCACUGGGUGCACGCAAUGCUUUUGUCAUGCGGUAACUGACAAAUGCACGUCCUCCAACUUCGCAAUCACAAGGAUGAUGGACCACGACAACUGGUUCGUCACGGAUCUGCAUGGGACAAAAGUCAUCGCCCUGAGCCCCACGGGAGGAACGUACCACAUUGCCAACGAGGAAUUCAGCUCCUUCUCGAUGUACUAUUGGGGCAAUGCGAAGACUUUCAGUGGAAAUCGAGUCUUGUCGUAUGGUCUCCAAAUGACGUUUUACACCUCUUGGAUCCAAGCAAGGGGGGACACGAGUGGAAAACCCAUCACUGAAUAUGACCUCAUCAUUCAGAGUACCAACAACAUGCUGGCGUUCAGCAACAAGUUUCAUGAUGGGAAUAACGCCACUGUUCACGUUACCUUAAACGAAAUUGACUGCGUCGUGCUUCCUGACAUCGACAACAACAUUAUCCAAAGGAACCCGACACCUGCUUUGGGGACGCCGUGUACAAGGUUCGACGUAAUGGAAGGGACGCAUGAUGUGAAACGUCUGUUAGUCCGAGCAAAGUACCACACUGAUCAAAUUGAAGGGAUGCUUGGCUAUGCGUACAUGGAGAAAGCAGACGUAAACACCAUUGCCGGUCCUGGGGAGAAAACAGCCACGUCUGUCGAAUUGUGCUCUUGCCCUCCAGGUUAUUCUGGAACAUCUUGUCAAGAUUGUUCGUACGGCUAUAGAAAAAGUAACUCCGACUCCUGGCUCAAUUCUUGCGUAAAAUGCGACUGUAAUGGACAUUCUCCCACAUGCAGCUUUGAUGGAAAGUGUUUGAGUUGUGAACAUAACACGAAAGGUGAACGGUGUUCCGAUUGUCGAACCGGAUUUUAUGGAAAUGCUAACACUGAAUCUCAAUUUGCCUGCAAACCAUGCGAAUGUCCUCUGGCAAUUGACACAAACAAUUUUAGUCCGACCUGUCAAAUGCUUGGAAAUUCGUAUGAAUGUACAGCUUGUCCUGCAGGCUAUGAAGGUCCUUUUUGUGAGAGGUGUGGAAAUGGGUAUUACGGAAAUCCUACACAACCUGGAGAUUACUGCAAGCGUUGUGAUUGUAAUUUGGAUGGCAAUCCGUCCAACGAGGGAAAUAUUUGCGAUCAUCUUACAGGAGAAUGCUUAAUUUGUCCACGAAACACGAUCGGUUGGAACUGUGAUGAAUGUCUUCCUGGGCAUUUCGGAAAUCCAUUAAAUGGGACUUGCUCUCCCUGCAGAUGUGAUGAAACAGGGAGUGCCAGCAUUACAUCCUGUCACCCUGACACUGGUCAAUGUCCUUGCAAAGACGCUUUCACUGGACGGAGAUGCAAUGAGUGCAUGAAAGGUCACGGGAAUCGUGAGGAGGGAUGCACAAGUUGUGGGUGCAAUCCAAUAGGGUCAAAAUCAUUGGAUUGUGAUCCUGAAUCUGGUCAGUGCCAUUGCAAACCUGGAAUCGGUGGUCGAUUUUGCAACAAGUGUCUCGACCUCCAUUUCGGAUUUUCCAACAGUGGGUGUUUGCCUUGUGACUGCCAUCCCGACGGAUCGGACUCUGCGCUUUGUGACUUAAAUACUGGUCAGUGUCACUGUCGUCCCAAUGUCAGAGGUUCCAAGUGUUCAGAAUGUUCUCCUGGAUUUUGGAACAUUCAAUGUGGAACAGGAUGUGUUCGGUGCGAUUGUGAUCCGGUUGGAUCCGCAAGCAGUCAUUGCGACUCUGAGACGGGACAAUGUUUGUGCAAACCUGGAGUUGGAGGAACCAAGAGAUGUGAUCGUUGUUUAAAUAACUGCUACGGAUUCGGUGAAAAUGGAUGCCGACCUUGCGAUCCUUGUUUGACCCCCGGACAUGUUUGCGAUUCUCACUCAGGGCGAUGCGAAUGUCCAGCAAAUGUGGAAGGUGAUUUGUGCACAAAAUGCACGGUGGGCUAUUGGGGAAAUCCACGAUAUGGGUGCAAGCCCUGUAAUUGCAGUCAACAAGGUGCAUCAACUCCACAGUGUUCACCAGAGUCGGGAAAGUGUAACUGUGCACCUGGUUUUUCUGGUGAUAAAUGCGACAAGUGCAAAUUUGGAUAUUUUAACUAUCCACAAUGCACACCCUGCAGUUGCGACUCACACGGAACGGAUGAUCGAUUCUGUAACAAUGAUGGACUCUGCAGCUGUGCUGACAAUGGUCAAUGUCAUUGCAAAGACAACGUAAUUGGUGCAAAGUGUGACCGCUGUCGAGAUGGCACGUAUGGCUUGGAACCCGAAAAUCCAGACGGGUGCAUGGAGUGCUUCUGUUUUCAUCGGACGACCAAAUGUUCACAUGGAUAUUUUAAAUGGCAACGGUUUGGAUUGUUGAAUUUUUUAAAUUCACAAAACCUGAUGGUCAUGCGUUCACCAGGGUCCCCGAAUUACCACCAUUUUAACCCAUUCGCUCAUUUUGAAGGUCGGCAGCGAUGCUACGUUAACUUGGCGUUACCGUCCGAUCGACAUGUGGUCCCGUCCGCGAACAGCGAACACCAGUUGAGACUGGUGAACAACCUGAUCAUCAUUCCGGAUCAGGCGAACGACAUCAUAAUUGAGAAGGACAUUUCUUUCAGCGCCCCUCUCUACUGGCAGCUCCCGCACAUCUUCCUCGGCGACAAGGUUUUAUCGUACAAUGGGUUCAUUCGAUUUAAAACGGAUUCGAUUGGUGGGACGACGGUGUUUCCUUCGGGAGUUUUGGCAUCAUAUCCAUUAGUUCAGAUUCAGAGGUAUCCCUCCCUGAUACUGGAACACUACUCAACCGCAUUUGACCCAGUGGGAUAUCAUGAAGUUCGAUUGCAUGAGGACGAAUGGAGGUUAAAAAAUGGACCUUAUAAUGGAGUGGUGACAAAAGAAACGAUGAUGGUGGCCCUGCAGAAUCUUCACCACAUUUUGCUACGGGGGACACAUGGUCCUGAGGUUACAAAUGCAACAUUGUUCAAUGUGUCGCUGGAUAUCGCAAUACCUUCGACGAACAUUGAUAAGUCCAUGGCUCAUGGAAUUGAAGUUUGUGAAUGCCCUCCACAGUACAACUCAACGUCAUGCCAAAACCCAAGGAUAGGUUUCUACCGGUGGUAUAAACGGGACUACAUAACCAGCACAGUAAUUAUUGACUUGGUUGGCGAAGCCAGACCGUGCGAGUGCAAUGGGCGUUCAAACUCAUGUGACACCGAAACUGGGUUUUGUCAGAACUGCUUGGAAAAUACCGGUGGUCGACAUUGUGAACAAUGCGCGGUUGGCUAUUACGGGGACCCAUUCGAAAAGUGUUUGCCGUGUCCAUGUCCGUCAAUCUGGAACACUCACGCCGAGUCGUGUUACCUACCACCAAAUUCCGAGCAGUUUGAGUGCUUUUGUCGUCCUGGGUAUACGGGGGCUGCAUGCGACAGAUGUGCCUACGGGUAUUACGGAAGACCUUGGGAAACUGGGGGCCACUGCAGUGCUUGCAAACAUUGCAAUGAGCAUGGCAGUGUGAGUGACGAGUGUCAUGAAGUCACUGGACAGUGUAACUGUAAACCUGGAAUUAGUGGACAAACGUGCAGUAAAUGUGCGGAUCGUCAUGUAAUAGUAGGGAAAACUUGCACCUCCUGUGACGACCAAUGUACCGGAACGUUGCUGAAUGAGCUACGCGAUAUGGCUUUGGAAAUCAAAGAUGUUCACAUUGAUCAACAGGCGGUAUCUGCAAUCAAACAUUUGAUGAAUUUCGACAAUACAACAAAGAACUUGGAAGCGCAAGUCAACAACAAAAUAAUCACGAGAGCUUUCAUUGACGACAUUCCCACACACGAAACUCUAUCUGGACUGAUGCUUGGUCGAGCCAGGGAGCAGGAGGAACAGUGCGGAAGCUCGCUGGUUGAUGCUCAUGCAACCAAACGGAAGGGACAGGAUCUUGUCAAUCGGGUUGAACUGAUAAGAAAUGAAAUUCGCAGACAGAUUCACAAUUAUGAUCAAGGAAAGGAGCAGGGUCCGGAUUUAUCUGUCGUUGAGGAGGAAAUCGCCACCAUGGUCAAAACUUUAAACGCCACAAGUGACAUUAUUGAAGAAAUAUCGGACAUGGCUGAGGAUGAGCUUGAAGCUGUCAAUGAUUUGUUUGACCUUGUCCUCGUUAAAGUUUUCAACUCUACGGCCGUAUCACUCCUUCAAAGUAAAAUCAUGAAGGUCCGGGAAAAUCUGGAAGACUUGAUGCAGUACAUCAGCCAAGCCGACAAAAAUUCUGAUGAGGCAGCUCGUAUGGUGAUCCUGGCAAGAGAAUUUUUGGACACAGGGCGAGUCAAUGUUGACACCAUUGACGAUUUAACUAUUGAAAUGGAAAUGACAUCCGUCAUGACCACAACCACGCUCAGCGACACUGGCUACACAAAAACAGAACUUGAGCAAGUUUUAUUGAUGCUGGAAGAUAUCAUGCGAGAUUUUAGAAACCGGACCAAAGAGUUGGAAAUUUUAGAAACCAAUUUGUUCGAACUAGUUCCAUUAUUUCGUGUGACAUAUGCUCAACCUGCAUUUGACCAUGUGAAAGGAUUGGAGCAACAAGCUCAGUAUGUGGAAGGGCUCCUCGUGCAAAUAAAUGGUUCCGAACCAUUUGAAGCUGUGACUGCAUAUCAGAGAAUCAAAGAAGGCUUUGACAAGGCAUUUGAACUAGCACGUGACGCAGAAAAAUAUGGAUCUGAUGCAACGGAAAAGGUGGAGGAAGUGCUGUCUCAGCAUUCGGGAGAAGUUCUGCUUCGGUAUUCUGCCGAUAUGAUAAAAGAAGGCCUGGUGCUGUCUGGAAUUGUAGAAAAUUCAAUGCGGAGCAAUAUUUCAGCGUGCAACUCUGCAAUAGAUUCUUUGAAAUGGAGAAUGAAGAUAGCAAACGAUAGCUUCAACAAUAUGAAGAUAAAAAUUGACGAGCUUGGAGAAAGUAUGAAUCUUGACAACCUUAUCGAACGAAUCGAUGAGGUGUCCGACACUGUCAACGAGGUUGGAAUGACAGUGAUGGAAAUGGAAGACAAAAUCCAACGGGAACUAAAGUCCAGAAUUAACUCAAUCGGGAUUGGAAUUGGAGACGAUGACACUAGUUCUCUCGACGCUGUUGACGCUUCUGUUCAAGUAAAUAAUGCGCAACAUAGGCUCCGCGAGCUGAAAUCGGAAACCAGUCGAGCUGAAAGGCUCCAGAAGGACUCAGAACAGCGGAUGGAGACCACCGACGACAAGAUGAAGUAUUUGAAGGCGCUGAUCAAACAGGCGAGACAUAAAGCCAACACGGUCGGCGUCUCCAUUGGACCUGAUGAAACUGGAACCUGUUUCAGGCUGUACAAAUGGCCUGUCGUCAACGGCGCAACCUCCAUCAAAUUCAACUUUGCUCCAACAAAGUUCUCCGACUCGCUGUUGUUUUACUGGCCCAGUUCCAUCACUAGCGACUUCAUCUCCAUUGAAAUGGUGAGUGGUCAAAUCAAAGCUAGCUGGGACUUGGGAUCCGGACUCAGAACCUUGAUUCAUCCAAAGAAACUUUCCGAUGUAUCGGAAAAUUCAAUCGAUCCCGACUUUUGGGUGCAAAUUCAAUUGGAACGCGUUGGAUCAUUUGUGACGUUGGAUGUGAAACCAAUCACAAUAUCCGAUAAUUCAGUCUUCAUGGUUCCACUCCCCUCAGCAACAUCCAUCCUCUAUUCCAAUGAUGAUGAAGAAAUGACCCUGAUGACGCUAGCUGCUGACGACCUGAUCCACAUUGGAGGAAUGUCAAAACUCAUGAGGGAGGGGCUGGUGACGAAUGGGUUGAGUGGGUGCAUUCACAAUUUGCGAGUGAACCAUCAGUCAAUCGGUCUCUGGAAUUUUGUGGGCAACGAAGGAUGCGCACCUUGCGUGGAAUGUCCGAACAUAGAUUCCGAACCGAAUUCUGGGGAUUUGGAGUAUUACUUUGAUGGGCGGGGUUACUCAGUGGUCAAUAGGGUCCAAUCCAAAACAUUCAAUUCAAAGUUCUUCGACGUCAGCGUAGAGUUCCGCACGCUGUCCGAAAAUGGUCUCAUUUUUCUCACGGUGAAUAAAACGAUAGGACAAAUGAUAUCUCUGGAGAUUACUGGGGGAAAGCUGCUGCUUCAAGUCUGGCACAAAUGGAAUGACCAAGCAAGCUCUUUGAGGAUUGAGUCUGGGCCGAACGCCACCUACAACGACGGGAAUUGGGUGAACGUCCGAGCCGUGUGGGUUUAUCAGAAGGGGAUGCAAAUUGGUAAAUUGAUGAUUGGAGAUAAGGAUUUUACACAACAGAAACAGUCCCCACCUCUCUCACUGGAUUUAUUGAGUGCGGUGUAUCACAUUGGAGGCGUUUCUCCCAUAUUUGACCCAACCAAAUGGAAAGAGUUGGUCAGCGUCGUGCCAUACGUGGGAUGCAUGAAGAACAUUCUAAUCAAUAAUUCUCCUUACGACCCAUUGUCUGGAACAUACUACGGCGUGGAGUCUCCUUGUGGCGGAAAGACCGUCUAUAAAACUAGUUUUGAGGGUGAUGGGUUUGCAGAAUUUGGCUCAAAACCUAUGGCCAAAAGUUUCAAGUUUGGGUUCAGUUUCAAAACCUUAUCCCCAACUGGUCUUCUUGUGUUGUCCACAAAUGCUAAGUUGAAUUCUGUGGACGACAACUACUACGCCGUGUAUCUGGAAAAUGGACAAGCCAAAGUACAAAUCGGGACUCCUCAUGGUCUUGUUUUCUUAGUUGCGAAUGGAACCCGUUACGAUGAUGGGAAAUAUCAUGCCAUCCGAUUCGUGAAGAAAAAUAGUAGAAAAGUAAUUUUGUUCAUGGACGAUGAGGAAAUCAUGGAGUCGCGUCUUCCAAAAUCAGUUUCGGUUGUAACAGCUCCAACAAAUCGAGGAUUAUUUUUAGGAGGAACACAUCCCGAAAUCCGAACACAGUAUCAGGACUCCGCUCUCACCGUCACUCGAGGAUUUACAGGAUGCAUCCAGAACUUUUAUUUUGAUAAUCAAAUUAUGAGCUUCAGUUUCCCUAUUUCCCACCGAAAUCAUAAUUUGGGCCAGUGUCCUAAACACCACGAGUAUGACCCUGUAUCCAUUCCGACUCAUUUCCUAUACCCAAACACAAUGGGUAGCCUUGGAAUGAACAAGUAUGAUACUGUUUCUCGAGUGGUUGAGGACUCGUGUUCUGCACACGAACAUGUAAUUGAGCAAGAAGACCCCAUCAGUUCACUCAAGUUUGGAGAUUCGCCAAAUUCAUAUGUCACUUUGAACCUUGAGGGCAACAAGCACUUGAAACAACGAUUCAAUUUGACUUUUAGUUUCCGAACCUAUUACCCCAACGGAUUGCUAUUCCAAGGAUUGAGGAAAAAAGGGAACGGACAAUGUCUUAUGGCUUAUUUGAAAGAUGGUCAAAUCAUUGUAAAACUUUACGGAGAAAGGUCUCAGGAUUUGGUUUCUCCGUUAACUAGUCUUAAUGAUGGAAUAUGGCAUCAGAUCUCAUUAGUGAAAGCAGACGAUAAAAUGUUUCUGUACGUGGAUAACAGAGAUGCAUCACAGACACAAGUUCCCAAAAUUAAAGCAAUUUCCAAACUUAACUUGGGGGGCAUACCUCCACACGGACACGAUUGCUUGGAAAAUUCAAUUCACAAACCCGAGCAGUUCAAGGGAUGCCUGCAAAAUUUUAUCAUAAAUUCCCAUGUCAUCAAUUUUGAAACCAACCAUGCGACGCUGAACGAAGUGAAUCCAUGUUUCCGAUCCGUCGAGAGGGGAACGUUUUUUAGAGCUGGAAGUUUUGCCAUAUACACGUACAAUUUGACUCUGGGGACCACGCUAGAAUUAGAAAUGGAGUACCGCAGUGACUCCAAGAAUGGGUUGCUGCUCUCCUUCAUUCCCAACAAGUCUUCAAGAUUCCCAACAUUUUCCAUCUUCCUGGAUAAUGGCAACGUUAUCGCAAGAGAAUCAACGUCUGUGGAUGAUUUUUAUGAAGCUACCACAGAUUUUGAAGAAGGGGACAGUGUUUGCGAUGGUCGGUGGCAUUCACUUCAAGCAAACUAUGAAAAAGGAUCAAUUACCCUUCGGGUGGAUGGGAAAAGUCCCAUUUACGCCGUGGCAGAACCCACCAGAUCGUCAUACAAUGGAAAUUCGGUAGUUGGGUCCUUGUUCAUCGGGGGUGUCGAAGAAGGUGCUAGUCGUUUAACAAAGAAGCUCCAAUUUCAUGGCUGCAUCCGUAACAUGUCAGUCAACCAAGAACGGAAAGACUGGACGGACAUGCCGUUCUUAUCUCAGGUCUACUUGAACUCUUGUCCAGCUGCAUGAUGCUAAUUACUUAAUAUUAGGCUUUUAUUCAUUCGUUCCUCUCACGAACCACUCUCAUGCAAUUAUUUGUUAGUUUAAGCGUGCGCCUAUUUAUUGGAUGUGUGAAAAAGCAGUGAUCAGAAUAAAUGACACGGUUUAUUGUGUGAACUUGAA